CAACCUCCGGGCGGGAGCGCCAGCCCCAGGCUUUCCCGCGAAAAUGCAGUCCCCGGGAUGCCUGGGCAGCGCCUCUUCCCUGGGGUGACUUCGAGGGACUGCUGUUCCGGCUAAGGAUGCAACCAAACGAGCAGAAUGAGCCCAGAUGUGCCUCUGCUGAAUGCUUACAAGCAGGACUUCUUUCUGAAGCGCUUUCCCCAGACCCUGCUUGGAGGCCCGCGGCUCAGAUUAGGCUUCCGUGCCCCUCCUUACGUAUAUGUUAACCAGAUUAUUCUUUUUCUGAUACCAUGGGUUUGGGGUGGAGUAGGGACGCUCUUGUACGAGUUUGCCGUCCUGGAAGACUAUCACACAGCAGCACUUUCAGGGGGCUUAAUGCUUUUCACGGCGUUUGCCAUCCAGCUCACAGGCUUAUACGCCCGAAGCAAGUCCAUGACGGUACAAAGAAUCCUGACCUCGGAUAUUUUAGCAGAAGAAGAUGAGCAUGAAUUUUCAAGUUGUGCUGGUGCUGAAACGAUCAAAUUUCUAAUUCCUGGCAAGAAAUAUAUGGCCAACACAAUCUUCCAUUCUGUUCUGGCAGGGGUAGUGUGUGCCCUUGGAACAUGGUAUCUGCUCCCCUCCCGAGUGACCUUACUGUGUGGCAGUGUGGGAGGUGCUGCGCUGCUCUUUGUCUUUGGCUGGGUGACAGUCUGUACAGGAGAGUAUUCGUUAAUCGUAAACACAGCUACAGAGACUGCGACUUUCCAGACCCAGGAUACUUAUGAAAUCACUCCUCUGAUGAGACCCCUUUAUAUUUUUUUCUUUGUUUCUGUGGAUCUUGCACACAGAUUUAUGAUACAUGUGCCAGCUCUAGAACAGAUGAAUCAGAUUUUACACAUCUUGUUUAUAUUUUUACCUUUUCUCUGGGCACUGGGAACUCUGCCCCCACCUGAUGCACUAUUUUUAUGGGCAAUGGAACAAGUUUUAGAGUUUGGCCUUGGAGGCUCACCCAUGUCGACACACCUAUGGUUGUUAGCGAUGCUCCUCAUUUCUGCUGGAGUGGCUGUAACAUCGUAUUUCAUUCCCAGUCCUGUUUGUGUGGUUCUUUUCAUGACGGGACUUGGGUUCCUGCUGAGUCUUAAUCUACGUGAGAUGGGUUUUACCUUCAAGCACCAUGUGACCAGACACAGAGCUAGAACCAAAUCCAAGGCUUUACCCAGCGAUUCCAGAACACAUUAUACAUGGAAAGAAUGUGGAUUCUACAUCAUUAUGUUAGCCUUGGCUCUCGUAGAAUCCAGUUUACUUCACCACUUUGCUGAUUUCUCACAGAUGUCCAGAAGCAGUCCGCAGACUAUUGUUGGCUAUAUGUUGAUGAUAUUACUUGCAAUACUGUGGAUACUUAGAGAAAUUCAAAGUGUCUAUAUCUUUGGAGUUUUCCGAAACCCUUUCUAUCCAAAGGAUAUGCAUACUGUGACGGUGUUCUUAAAGAAGCAAGCAAAACUCAUGAAGAUUGGUGUUGCCAGACGCACUCUACUGACACUAGUGUCACCUUUUGUCAUGAUAGCAUUUCUCUCACUGGAUAGUUCCUUGCAGAGGCCCCAGUCUGUGGCUGCCUCCAUUGGAUUCACAAGAGCUUUUAGAAUGGUAUGGCAGAACACAGAAAAUGCUCUUUUGGAGACGGUCACAGUAGCAGUCACACACGCACUGAUCUUUAAUAAGGACUUAUGGUGGAACAGAAACCUGAAUACAGGACUUAGACUCUUACUGGUAGGUAUUGUGCGUGAUCGUCUGGUUCAGUUCGUCUCGAAAUUGCAGUUUGCUGUGACUGUGCUUCUGGCAUCAUGGACGGAGAAAAAACAGCGUCGGAAAUCGGCUGCCACUUUAUGUGUUCUCAACACCGUCUUCUCUCCAUUCGUGCUGCUCGUCGUGGUGCUUUCUACGCUGCUCUCUUCUCCCUUGCUCCCCCUCUUCACCCUGCCUGUGUUCUUGGUGGGGUUUCCCCGGCCGAUUCGGAGUUGGCCAGGAGCGGUGGGCACCGCCGCCAGCGUGUGUGCAGAUACAGUGUACUACCACCAGAUGGUCCCAGGUUUGACUAUUGCACUGCAGUCUGCGAUGGCAGCUGGAAGUUUAAGUCUCUUCUUACCUGGGUCUCACUACUUGGGCCGUUUUCAGGAUCGUUUACUAUGGAUAAUGAUUCUAGAACGAGGUUAUACUUACUGCUCUAUUAACAUUAAGGGCUUAGAAUUGCAAGAGACAUCUUGUCACACUGCUGAAGCUGGAAGGGUUGAUGAAGUUUUUGAAGGUGCCUUUGUGCGAGAAGAAUCCACAAGAGGAUGUUCCCUUAAUGAGCACUUUGGAAAUAUCUUGACACCAUGUACAGUUUUGCCUGUGAAACUAUAUUCUGAUGCCCGGAAUGUCCUAUCUGGCAUAAUUGAUUCUCAUGAAAACUUAAAAGAAUUUAAAGAUGACCUUGCUAAAAUACUUGUGUGGAUACUCGUUCAGUACUGCUCCAGAAAACCCAGUGAGCAGGAGAAUGUUCACAAAACUGAGAAUAAAGGGAAGGCCCCUUUACUAAUCCCACCCACUUCAAAUCCUUCACCGCAGCCCCAGUGCCCAGAAGACACGGAUAGUUCAGUAUCAGAAAUUUUUGAUGACUGGUGUGAUGGGAAUAUUUUUGAUGAUGAGCCAACCAGCAAAAAGGGAAAAGAAGGAAAAGGUCAGUUGAAAGUUUUUCCAGGUACAAAUUCUUCUCUCCCAGGAUCAACAGAAUUAUGGAAGGUUGAUGAUCUUUCUACAGACAGAGUCCCUGACAAUACGCUUUAUAAAAGUGUUAUGCUGGGAUACCCUGCUCCUGACAAAGGACAGCAAGAAGGCAUGGUAUCUAUCCCCCUUGUGGAGUUCAGUUCUCAUUCUCACAUGGUAAGCUUACCUGAAGAAUGGAGGUCUAACUGUUUGCCUGAUGUCAGAAUGAAGGAGAUGAGUUCGAUCUUUCCAGAAGACUGGUACCAAUUUGUUUUAAGGCACUUGGAAUGUUUGCAUUCAGAAGAAAAGACCUCAAAUGUACUGGAAGAAAUUGCAAAGGAUAAAGUUUUAAAGGACUCAUAUGUUCAUGUAGCAAUGACUUGUUAUUUUAGUUUGUUUGGAAUAGACAAUGUGACUCCUAGUCCCAGUCACAUAUUGAAAGUUUACAGUGGGGUUUUGCCUUGGUCGACUGCCUUUGAUUGGCUCAUGGAAAAACCAGAACUAUUCCAGCUAGCACUGAAAGCUUUCAGGUACACUUUGAAACUAAUGAUUGAUAAGGCAAGUUUAGGUCCAAUAGACAACUUUAAGGAGCUGACUAGUUACCUUGAAGAAUAUGAAAAUGACUGGUAUAUUGGUUUGGUUUCUGAUGAAAAGUGGAAGGAAGCAGUUUUACAAGAAAAGCCGUACUUGUUUUCUCUUGGGUAUGAUCCUAAUAUGGGUGUUUACACUGGGAGAGUACUGACUCUUCAAGAAUUAUUGAUACAACUUGGAAAGUUGAAUGCUGAAGCUGUUCGAGGGCAGUGGGCCAAUCUCUCAUGGGAAUUGCUAUAUGCCACUAAUGAUGAUGAGGAACGUUACAGUAUACAAGCUCAUCCACUGCUUUUAAGAAACCUCACGGUACAAGCAGCUGAUCCUCCCCUGGGAUACCCAAUUUAUUCUUCAAAACCUCUCCACAUACAUUUGUUUUAGAGUCCAUUUUGACUUGCAAUAUCUUCAAAUGAGAUGCUUAUAUUUUUUCAUUCUAGAAAAGUAACAAUGUGUAAUUGCUGUAGACGAGUUGGACUCUCUCUCCAGUCCCCUCCCAUGUCAGAUAGCCGAGAAAAGCCAAACUCCGUGAGGUUAAUCUCUUCACCAUCUUAAUGGAGAUAUAUCUAUGUCUAUAUAUAGAUAUAUCAUAAAAGUUUAGAACUAGUUGGCCAAUAUUUGUGACAUUUGGGUUAUGGUAGACUUUAGGAAAUAUGAUAAGCAUUUUUAAAAGGUGGUUGUAAGAGAGCAUUCUGACGUAUCCCGCCCCCACCCCCCACGUGGCAGAGUAGAACUAGAACUGCCCCAUAGGGUUCUCUAGGCUGUAAUCCUUAUGGAAGCAGGUCACUAGUUCUUUCUCACAUGAAGCCGCUGGGUGGGUUUGAAUCAACAACCUUUGAAUCAGGUGCUUAUCCCCUGCACACCAGGGCUCCUAUGCAUAAAAUUAGAUAAUGAAUUUUCUAUGCUUUCUUAAAAAUGUAUGAAAGUUGACAUGCAGUGCUGUGUAAUUUUUACAUACUUCCAGGUGUACAUAUCAGUGUUUUUAAGUGAUGAUAAUGGACCUUAUUGAAAGUAAAUGUACAUAUAUUUAUUUGAGAUAUAAUGUUUAUAGUAUUUUCAAACUUUGUGCUGUUUUAAUGUACACCAUAGUUUAAAUGUAUGUUUUUUCAUAUACUUCA
Echinops telfairi (small Madagascar hedgehog) is the source of this 4421-nucleotide messenger RNA. RefSeq names its product pecanex 4 (gene PCNX4). The record is from RefSeq and is a predicted model, not a curated record. Lineage: Eukaryota; Metazoa; Chordata; Mammalia; Afrosoricida; Tenrecidae. Bases 136 to 3687 code for a protein of 1183 amino acids. The transcript is spliced from 11 exons. Gene Ontology annotation, cellular component: membrane.